GCGUAGCGUCAUACAUGUUCCCGGGCGCUCAGCGUUUCCUGCACUGGUGCAUGGUGGUCGAACAGGAGGAAUUGUUGGAAAUUUUUCUGAGCUGAAGCAUGCUCUUGGCCCAGAUAAACCGGGACUCCCAGGGAAUGGCAGAGUUUCACGAUGCAGACGGGCAGCCAGUCACACUCUGUCUGACGGAGGCUGUGACGGUGACAGAUGGCGAUCAGAUGGAGAGCAUGGACACCGUGAGCCUGCAGGCCGUCACUCUUGCGGACGGAUCCACUGCGUACAUCCAGCACGACUCCAAAUCGUCCUUCUCGGACGGACAGAUCAUGGACGGCCAGGUGAUCCAGCUGGAGGACGGCUCUGCUGCCUACGUUCAGCAUGUGUCCAUGCCUAAAGGAGGAGGGGACAGUUUACAGCUCGAAGAUGGACAAGCAGUUCAGCUGGAAGAUGGAACAACAGCCUACAUCCACACACCCAAAGAUGCAUAUGAGCAGAGCGGCCUACAGGAGGUGCAGCUGGAGGACGGCAGCACCGCCUACAUCCAGCACACCGUGCACAUGCCCCAGUCCAACACCAUCCUGGCCAUCCAGGCCGAUGGCACCAUCGCAGACCUGCAGGCCGAUGCCACGGCCAUCGACCCCGAGACCAUCAGCGUGUUGGAACAGUACACCACCAAGGUGGAGAAUAUCGAAAACCCCUUGGGAUCCUUCGGCAGAGUGGAAGCAGACAAUGGCGUCCACAUGCGGAUUGUGUUACAGGGUCAAGACAACCGGUCAGGAAGGAGCUCAAACGUAGGAGAGAAGUCUUUCCGCUGUGAAUACGAUGGCUGUGGGAAGCUCUACACCACCGCACACCAUCUCAAGGUACACGAGCGCUCCCACACUGGAGACAAACCAUACGUCUGUGACUAUCCAGGCUGUGGGAAGAAGUUUGCAACAGGGUAUGGACUGAAGAGUCACUCACGCACACACACAGGAGAGAAGCCAUAUAGAUGUCAAGAGCUGAACUGCUGCAAGUCCUUCAAAACAUCCGGAGACCUUCAAAAGCACACGAGGACUCAUACAGGAGAGAAGCCUUUCAAGUGUCCGGUUGAUGGCUGCGGCCGGUCGUUUACAACCUCCAACAUCCGCAAAGUUCACAUCAGAACGCACACCGGCGAGCGGCCGUACUACUGCUCCGAGCCCAGCUGUGGACGGUCAUUCGCCAGUGCCACCAACUACAAGAACCAUAUGAGGAUACACACUGGAGAGAAACCUUACGUCUGCACGGUACCUGGCUGUGAAAAGCGCUUCACAGAAUACUCCAGCCUUUACAAACACCACGUGGUUCAUACACCCUGCAAACCUUACAACUGCAACCACUGCGGGAAAACCUACAAGCAGAUCUCGACCCUCGCCAUGCACAAACGCACAGCGCACAACGACACGGAGCCCAUCGAGGAGGAGCAGGAGGCCUACUUUGAACCCCCAACAGACGCCAUUGAUGACCCCAACGUCAGCUACACGACGGCGGUGGUCGAGGCGGAUGACUCCGGCUCGGAGCAGGCUCCUGUGGAGAACUCAGACAUGAUUUGUCAGCAGCACGUUGCCUUGGUAACGCAGGAGGAUGGGACGCAACAGCAGGUAAUGGUCAGUAUCUCUGAGGCAGACCUACAAGCUAUGGGUGGCACAAUCACCAUGGUAACCCAAGAAGGCACGACCAUAACCAUACCGGCCCACGAACUGGCAACGCAAGGUACUCACUCGGUUACCAUGGUAACGACGGACGGCUCAGAGGAACAGGUGGCCAUCAUGACGCCGGACAUGGCCGCGUUCCAAACCGUGGAGGAGGCCGGCUACAGCCAGGAGCAGGAUGACAUUCAUCCCGUCACAUUACUGGCCACCUCCAACGGCACUCACAUUGCUGUGCAGCUCAGCGAUCAGCCCUCGCUGGAGGAAGCCAUCAGAAUAGCAUCAAGAAUACAGCAGGGAGAGUCGCCGGGCCUGGAUGAUUGAUGGACUCAUUACGGACCAUGAUUUAGGAAUUUACAAAAAACAAAACAACAUCUCAAUUGGACUAAAUCAACGAGAGAAAUCACAAGUCUUCCUCCAUGUUUUGUUUUUCACAAAAAGAACCUAGCUUUUAUGUGUACAUAGGAUUUUGAUAACUGGAGUUCUGCUAUGCUAUUUUCUUCCCCAAAACCAGAAAAGUAUGGGAGAGGGGAAAGAUGCUUUCUUAUGUUUAUGGUGCACAGUGCAGUGUACAGCUAAUGCUAUUUCUAAUAAAAAAAA
Molecule: messenger RNA, 2264 nt
Organism: Anoplopoma fimbria (sablefish)
Lineage: Eukaryota; Metazoa; Chordata; Actinopteri; Perciformes; Anoplopomatidae
Gene: znf143b
Product: zinc finger protein 143b
Exons: 15
Coding region: 99-1988 (629 amino acids)
Biological process (GO): central nervous system development; regulation of transcription by RNA polymerase II
Cellular component (GO): nucleus
Molecular function (GO): RNA polymerase II cis-regulatory region sequence-specific DNA binding; DNA-binding transcription factor activity, RNA polymerase II-specific
Source: RefSeq, a predicted model, not a curated record